This is a messenger RNA of Panicum virgatum (switchgrass), 1226 nucleotides long. Its product is annotated as glutathione S-transferase 4-like. The record is from RefSeq and is a predicted model, not a curated record. Gene Ontology annotation, cellular component: cytoplasm. Gene Ontology annotation, molecular function: glutathione binding; glutathione transferase activity. NCBI's taxonomy places the organism in Eukaryota, Viridiplantae, Streptophyta, Magnoliopsida, Poales, Poaceae. The coding region runs from base 213 to 917 and encodes 234 amino acids. The transcript is spliced from 3 exons.
UCACGCUGACCGCGAAGAUUUUUCACGGCUAACAAGUCACAAGAUUAUCCAUUUCUAGCUCGCUCUCGUGUUCUUCCCAACCGAUCGAGCGUCUCUUCUCACUGACACUGCCUCCCUCCUUUUAUACAGCGGCGCCGGCGAGCGCACACAUGCUGAAUUGCUGAUCGGUAGAAUUCCGCGGCUGAUCUGUGACAUCGGCCUCUCGGCGGCGCAUGCCAGAUCAAAUUGCGGCGACGGCGAUGGCGGCUCCUAAGCCGGCGAAGGUGUACGGUUGGGCGGUGUCGCCGUUCGUGGCGCGCGCGCUGGUGUGCCUGGAGGAGGCCGGCGUCGACUACGAGCUCGUCGCCAUGAGCGCCGACGCCGGCGACCACCGCCGCCCCGACCACCUCGCGAGAAACCCGUUUGGGCAGGUGCCGGUUCUCGAGGACGGCGACCUCACGCUCUUCGAAUCCCGCGCGAUUGCGAGGCACGUCCUCCGCAAGCACAAGCCGGAGCUCCUGGGGGGCGGCAGCCUCGAGCGGUCCGCCAUGGUGGACGCGUGGCUGGAGGUGGAGGCCCACCAGCACCACCCGGCGGCCCUCGCCAUCAUGCUGCAGUGCAUCAUCGCGCCGCUGGUCGGCGGCGCGCGCGACCAGGCGGUCGUCGACGAGAACGCCGGCAAGCUCCGCGCGGUGCUCGACGUGUACGAGGCGCGGCUGUCGCGGAGCACCUACCUCGCCGGCGACUUCGUCAGCGUCGCCGACCUGAGCCACUUCCCGCUCAUGCGCUACUUGAUGGCCACCGAGUACGCCGUGCUGGUGGAGGCGCGGCCGCACGUCAGGGCGUGGUGGGAGGAGCUCGCCGCCCGGCCGGCGGCCAGGAAGGUGGCAGAGCUCAUGCCGCUAGAUCUUGGGCUGUCCAAGAAAAAUGAUCGCUGACGACAAGUGCCGUGCGUGCCUUUCGGAUCAAAAACAGUGUCAUACCGCUACUUAAUGGAAAAUAUAAAUUCUGGCAACCAUAUACAACUAUAGAAGAGAUCAAAGGGACCAUGACCUCAUUUCCAAUAACGAUGCAAGAAUCCCCAAGUGAAAUUCAACUCCCAACUACUCACAAGAAAAGGGAGGAAAAUCAACAUCUUCCGCUGACUAUUUGGAGGUGCGAUUUCUUGGGCAGGAACACAGAGAAACACCUACUCAGCUUCCACGAGACCGACUGUGACCACAUGCUUAAAAUCGUAUUAUUUUGUU